CUGUCAAACUAAAAAAAGUGUAUUCGUGUAGACGUGCGUAUUUCAUUAAUAUGAUUAAUGUCUAAUUAACAAUAUCAAUAGCCAAUUAUAUUUAAUUAUUCAUAAAAACAUAGUUGACGUAGGAAUUAGUUCUUAAAUUAGUAAAUUUACUUUGAAAGUAGGGAAAGAAUUUACUCCAUAAAGAUUAUAAGUGAGACAGAGACAAUAAAAGACAAAACAAUUUUUUCGGUUUUUAUUGUCUGAAUUAACUUCGUUUAUUAAAAGUAUACGGACAAAUUUUUACUAUUUUAUUUUAUGAUGUUACUAUUUCUAGUUGAACAGUAUGGUCAGUAAUUAUAUAGGCUGACGAAAUGUUUUGAGGUUAUUUAUCCAUGUAAACAGACGUUCAGCUCAGUUCUGGUUUAGCAGUUUUUUGAUAUCAAUCUAGACGAACGUUUAUAGCCACUUCGUGAUAAAUUUUACAUUACUUAGUUUCUUCAUUAUUAUUUUAAUGUAAAUACAACAAUGGUUUCGUUAAAAUUAAUUUUGUGCCUCUUUCUCGUGUUUAUUUGUGUCGCUGAUUCAAGAAUCGAAGAAAAUGAAGAUGUACCUCUAGCAAAGUUUGGAUCAAAAUCAGGACCCACGUUAAAUUUUUUCUAUUGCUAUUCGUGUGGAUAUAGAAAAGUAUUUGAGGAAUAUGUUAGUAUUUUGAGACAAAAAUAUCCAGAACUCCAAAUAAAUGGCGACAAUUACAAACCCCCAGGAUAUAAUAUGUUUGUGGCACAUUUUCUGGGUAUAGCAAAAAUUCUAGUCAUACUUUUAAUUCUCAGUGGAAUUAAUAUAUUCCAAUGGAUCGGUCAGCCAGCGCCUUUUGUUUGGCAAUGGUGCAUUGACAAUCGCCUUUACGCUAGUAUUUUACUCUUUUUUAUCUGUAAUGCUAUCGAGGGUCAACUGAUUUCUUCCGGAGCCUUCGAAAUCCAUUUAAAUGACGUUCCUGUUUGGUCAAAGCUGGAAACCGGAAGGAUACCUCAGCCUCAAGAAUUAUUUCAAAUUAUUGACAACCAUAUGCAAAUGAUGCUGCCUGAAAUGGAUAUCGGAAAACCGAUGUCAUUCACCAAGUAAUUUUUAAGAAAAAAAAUGUUCCAGUUUUGAAAAAUAAACACAUAAAUAAUGUUAAGAAAAAAAUCAUUGAAGACUUGUGUUGUUAAAAAUAUGUCGAUAAUAAUUACGUCAAAGUCUUACACUUUGUUCAUAAUAAUUGCUUCAUACGCAAAUUUACACAAUAACUUUAAAUUAGAUUUUAAGACACUAGAGUGAAAAAUAAAAUAAUAGAACAAAAAAGAGAAAAAAAUGUUCUCUUGUUUAAAAAAACUCAGAAAGAAAAUUAUCUCUGAGCAGCGGUUCAAAAUAUUACGCAGGCGUGAAACGAUCGCUUUUCUGUAAAUGGUUUUUUUAGCGGUCAUUGAAAAACAAUUUUUGAUUUUAACAAUAUUCACGAAAACUAAAAUUUCAAAAUCAAUAAAAAUAAAUGAAAAAUUGCGCACUUUUUACGUGCCUCUUUAUUGGCGCAUA
Leptopilina heterotoma is the source of this 1551-nucleotide messenger RNA. It is a transcript of the gene SelT, whose product is annotated as thioredoxin reductase-like selenoprotein T homolog CG3887. The record is from RefSeq and is a predicted model, not a curated record. Gene Ontology annotation, molecular function: thioredoxin-disulfide reductase (NADPH) activity. Gene Ontology annotation, biological process: cell redox homeostasis. The transcript has 4 exons. NCBI's taxonomy places the organism in Eukaryota, Metazoa, Arthropoda, Insecta, Hymenoptera, Figitidae. Gene Ontology annotation, cellular component: endoplasmic reticulum membrane. Bases 505 to 1101 code for a protein of 198 amino acids.